This is a messenger RNA of Dromiciops gliroides (monito del monte), 954 nucleotides long. RefSeq names its product taste receptor type 2 member 7-like. Bases 1 to 954 code for a protein of 317 amino acids. Gene Ontology annotation, molecular function: G protein-coupled receptor activity; bitter taste receptor activity. Gene Ontology annotation, cellular component: membrane. NCBI's taxonomy places the organism in Eukaryota, Metazoa, Chordata, Mammalia, Microbiotheria, Microbiotheriidae. The transcript has a single exon. Gene Ontology annotation, biological process: G protein-coupled receptor signaling pathway; detection of chemical stimulus involved in sensory perception of bitter taste; sensory perception of taste. The record is from RefSeq and is a predicted model, not a curated record.
AUGCCAGGUGUCAUUGGGAUCAUUUUUGUGAUGAUGGCAGCUGGAGAGUUUCUAGUGGGAGGCUUUGCCAAUGGCUUCAUUGGACUGGUCAACUUCAUAGAUUGGGUCAAGACUGGAAGAGUGUAUUCAAUGGAUUUAAUCCUCAUUGCCUUGGCCAUUUCCAGAUUAUUGUUACUGGGGUCAUUCACAUCUAUAAUCAUUAUAAUGAAUUUCUUUCUGGAUUUCUAUGUCUCUGGUAUUGCGAAAUACAUAGAGCCCAUCUGGAAUGUGAGCAACCAUUUAAAUGCUUGGUUUGGCACCUGCCUCAAUAUCUUCUACUUCCUGAAAAUCUCCAACUUUUCCCACCCUGCCUUCCUCUGGCUGAAGUGGAGGGCUAACAAAGUGGUCCUCAGUAUUUUUUUCAUCUGCUUUCUCAUUGCCUUGCUUGUCAAUCUUCCAUGGACACAGAAAAUGAGUGAGAUGUAUAAAAUCAACAGUGCACAUAUAAAUGAAACGAAUGGAACUCAUGAGGCACAAAUAAAUAAAGACCAACGUUCAUUCAGUCUGAUUCUCUACUACAUGGGGGGUUUUGUCCCCUUCAUUGUCUCCUUCAUCUCCUGCUUUUUGUUAGUCCUCUCCCUGUGGAGGCACACCCAGCAGAUGCAGGGGAAUGUCACACCCUCCAGAGCCUCUAGCACAGAGGUUUACAAGAAGACCAUGAAAUCCAUAGUCCUUUUCCUUUUCCUCUUUCUACUAUACCAUAUAGGAGUCAUGAUGGGAGUCCUGAGCUACAUUAUUUUUGCAAGUCAUCUGACUGCCAUGUUUUCAAUGCUAAUAUCUUCCAUCUACCCUUUGGCCCACUCUAUCAUCUUGAUCAAGAGAAAUAGCAAGCUGAGGCAGGCUUUCCUGAGGAUUCUCUGGCAGCUUAAGCACUGCCCCCAAUGUAUUUGGGAAAGUCUUCGUAGCAUAGGCUAA